AUGGAGACACUGGCUUCAGUGUCGGGGAUGGGACCGCCCAGCCGCCCCGAACUGGGCGCGGGAGAGACUGACCGCUCGCCAUCGAGAGGCUACUCGUUCAGGAACGAUCUCUCUGAAACGCAUGAUCAACUCAAUAGGCUAAAGAAAAUGAACGAAUUUCUGGAGGCUGAGAACACAGAUCUGAGGCGAAGGCUUCUAUCUCAGCUGGAUCGGUAUCCGGACGCGACCGAGACUCGGCAGCUGGCGCGGCACUACGGCUCGCGAUUGGCGAAGGACUUUGCGGACGUGAUUGAUGAGAACAAGUACCUGAAGGUGAAGCUGCAGAGUGCGCAGCGUGCAGAGGCCCGUGCUGAGGUCACAGCGUCUAACCUCGCAGACGCCCUGCGCAGCGAGACUGAGCGCGGCUUCGCGCGGAGUAUCGCCGCCGACCGCUGCGACCCGUACGCGCUCGAGGGCGGCGCGGGGGACAGUGGACGCGUCUCCUCGGCGCUGCGCCGCGUGCAAGACGCGCCGCUCCCGCAGGCGCUCCUUCGAGACGGCAAGCACGUCCGCCUGCGCGCGGAGGCCAGCGAGCACUGCCUCUGCACAGAGAAGCUCCAGGAGCUGCUCGACUCGCUGGACGAGAAUCUGAAGAGCUACGAACGCAACGUCUGGCAGAUGCAAGUCAACGUCCUCGAGGACGAACGCAACGAGCUCUCCAUGAAAGUCGUGGCUCUGCGCCAGCGUCUGGCAGACGUCCAGGCGCGCAUCAUGGGUGACCCGUUCCUCGCGAGCAAAUACGCAGAGGCGACGGGCGCCGGCGGCAGAGUCCCUGCGACGCAGCUGCAGCUGAGAGAAGCCGCGGCCAAGCUCGCCCUCGCCGAAGAUGUCAACACGGAGCUGGAGAGGCGUCUCGCGUUCGAGAGGAACAUUUCGAGGAGCUGGCAGAGCAAUCUUCGCGCCAUGCAACGCGAGCUUCGAGAUCAUCUGGCAGACUUGGCAGUUGCGUCCCGGUCGAGCGGCAUGCGCUGCGACCUCUUCCGCGGAGAAAUUCUCCAGGCGGGGCAAGCGGCCGCGCACAGCGCCGUCGGCGCGAUUCCGUACGCUGAGCGCGAGUCCCUGCGGCUCCUCCGCCAAGCCCGAGACCGCAUCGAGGCGGACGCGAAACGGCUUGAGGUGUAUUCGUCGCGAAUUUCGGACUUGGAGACCGAAGUGAAAGACUUACGGAUUUCGAACUCGAGUCUCGAGGCCGGGAUGACGCGGCUCUACGCUCGCGAGAAGGAGCCUGCUGGCGCGGGCUUCUCGCUCGCCUCGCUCUCCUCUCCGCUGUCGAUGAGCGGCACGCCGGCCAGAGCCGGCGACGUCUUCCAGUCGGGACUCCUCGUCGCACGGCAAGUCCUGGCAGACCGCCUCGUGUGCACUCACGCUCUGCGCGACAUUGAGCGCCGGCGCACCGAGCUGCAGACUGAGAAGCAAAGGCAUCCGCGCCGGUUCGUCGUCGCCGGCUUCGCGGCGCGCAGUGCACGCGCAGACUUAGCUGAGGCGGGCGAACUCUUCGCCUCUGAGCGCCGCCGCAGAGAAGAGGAGCGGGAGCGGCGAAGGCGGAGGCGCCGGGCGAAGGCGGAGGCGCUGCGCGACGAGGAGGCGCGCAGCGAGCCGAACGAAGAAGACGUCGAGGAGGCGGAGGCGAUCCGCGUCCGCCUGCCGCCGUCGGCGCUGAGCCUCGACAAGGAUCGUGAGCUCGUGCGGCAAGUCGAGCUCUUGCGCCGACUCGCGGGCGGCGAGGAGAAGUUCCGCUUCCCGCGCGUCCCGCUUGUACCCGAGCAAGCCGAGGCCGAGGCGGAGAAGCGCAAGCGCCAGAAGAAGGAAAGCCGCUUCGUCGAUCGCGGCUUCACUGAGCGCGGAGGACACGUCGGCGCCUCCAGAGAGGAUACGCCAGAAGGAGACGACGCGGCAAGCUCCUACCGGUUUUCCCCUGAGCUGCGCGAGCGGAUGGGCGAGGAAGAGGGGGCGGUGCGGCAGGCGGCGGAAGACAUAAAGGACAAACUCUGCCAGCAGGAGGCGCUGAAGGCGGAGCGGCAGCGCCUGAGACUCGAGAUGGAGCGCGAAACGCAAAUGAUGGCUAGAGAAAUCGAGAGGGAACGCAGCGCGAUGAUGCGGCAUCUCGAAGAUGAGCGCCAGCGUCGAAGAGCCGAGAUCGAGGAAGAAGAGCGCCUACGCAGAGAGAGGGCGCGCGAGAGAGAAAAGGAGGAGGAAGCCUACUGGCGGGAGAGAGAGGAGCGGAGGAGAAGAGAUGAAGAAGAAGACGAACAGAGACGCCGCGAACGCGAGCGGCGUUUCAUGGAAGAAGAAGAAGAGAGGGAGCGGAGGCGCGCACAGCGGCUGCGAGAAGAAGAGGAAGAGCGACAGCUCCGCGCCGAGUGGAGAAAGAGAGUGGAAGAAGAAGACCAGAAACGAAGGCAGAAUGGAGACGAACGGGACAAGGAUCGGCAUGCACAAGGCCGGACAACUGACGGGCGCGAGGAAGAAGAAGCGAGACGCCGACGGCAGCGAGAGGAAGAGGAAGCAGAGUGGAAAAGAAAGCAAAGGCUAAAAGAGGAAGAAGAGGCCGAGAGUCUUAGAAAGCAACGGCUCCAAGAAGAGGAGGAAGAAGAGAAGAGACGGAAACGGCGACUCCAGAAAGAGGAGGAAGAAGCUGAGAGACGAAGGAAACAGCGGCUUCAAGAAGAGGAGGAGGAAGAGAGGAGACGGAAACAGCGACUCCAGGAAGAGGAGGAAGAAGCUGAGAGACGAAGGAAACAGCGGCUUCAAGAAGAGGAGGAGGAAGAGAGGAGACGGGAACAGCGACUCCAGGAAGAGGAGGAAGAAGCUGAGAAACGAAGGAAACGGCGGCUUCAAGAAGAGGAGGAAGAGAGGAGAAGGAAGCAGCGGCUUCAAGAAGAGGAGGAAGAGGAGCUGAGACGGAAGCAGCGGCUUCAAGAAGAGGAGGAAGAAGCUGAGAGACGAAGGAAACAGCGGCUUCAAGAAGAGGAGGAGGAAGCUGAGAGACGAAGGAAACAGCGGCUUCAAGAAGAGGAGGAGGAAGCUGAGAGACGAAGGAAACAGCGCCUUCAGCAGGAAGAAGAAGCUGAAAGGCAGAGGAAACAGCGGCAGCGGGAAGAGGAGGAAGCAGAGAGGAAGAGAAAACAAAAACAAGUCGAGGAAGAAGAGGCCGAAUGCCUCCGGAAGCAAAAGGAGGAGGAGGAAAAGCGACAGAAACAGCUCGAGCAGCAGAAGGAAGAAGCGGAUAGAGCUGCAAAAGCGCAAGCAGAAAAGGCGCAAGAGAGUCACUCAACGGCCAAUGGCACGCAAGAGACGCAGACAACAGUGCCAGACAGCUCACCACUUGCGCCCCGUGCAUCCCCUCAAAAACCCUCCACAGCCUCCGGCCGCUUCAGGGAGGUGACUGCGAAGGUGCGCGCGAUCGCGUUUUUUGAGCGCGUGCGGAAGCAGGAGCGGCCGGUCACUGUCGGCCGCACGGAAGUGAACAGAUCAUCCCCGCCGCGUGCUAUCGUUGCACCGGCAGCGCCACCCACUGGUCAGACGUCUCCUUCCAGCAUGGUAUCGACGGCUGCAGCGACUUCGGGCGAGGACGAGGAGUCGAGCGAGAGCGAGACCGAGGCCUCUGGGCGUCAGGACUCGCCGCGCACUGCGCUACGAGACAAGCUUUACGACAAAUAUAACAAUCUCGCGAACGCCUUCAAACACAUGGAUAAAGAAGGCACCGCCGUGGUCUCGCUUCGCCAAUUCGCGGAUUUCCUGGAUGAAUCUGGCCUCGAUUUCCCCUUCGCGACCGUCCAUGAUUUGUACCGGCAGCUCUCGCAGCCCGCCAACGUGCUCACUGAGCCGCUGAUGUACAGAAACAUGGAGGGCGAGGCGUCGCUCACCCAGCUCGACAAGCGCCUGGAGGACAUUUUCGGCAACACUAGCGUGCCGUUCGAGCAGGAAGGCAUUGAGGCGAACGGCCGCGUUCCUGAGGACGUCUUCGUGCGAGUCGCAGGCAAAGCCGGCCUCACCCCCGACAAUGCCAAGAAACUCUGGAAGCAAAUGGAUGUCCUCAAGAGCGGACACCUGCAGCUCGAGAACGUCCUUCUGCUCCUUGAAGACAACGUCGAGCUGUCAGAGGUUCGGCGCGUCGAGGAGGAAGUGUCGCGUUCCGAAGGCGGCUUUCUGAACCUCUUCGGGGCGACGCCCGUGGCGCCCUCGCCGCAGCCCAAAGUUGGGCGCCACCAGACCUACGGCCGGCCUAUGGCGUUAACGCGGAAGUUGGCUAUGGGCUUCACCGAGGCACAGGCCGCGGUGGACGACAUCCUCGAGUCGAAUACGCCGUGGGACAUUCUUCUGCCGGCGACACGUCUGGAGAUGAUCAAGAAAAUGACAAAGGUCCUCUACGAGCCUGAGGAGAGAAUCCAGGAAGCGAACGAUCCCAACUGCCCCUUCUACGUCCUCGUUUCUGGAACCGUGCAGCUUCUCACGCCUGGCCUGCUCAUGGAGUCCGUUGCAGGUGAGAAGACCGCGCCGACGGUUUUGUUCGGAGAAGAGAUGGUCGAGGACCGCGCGAACUCCGAGGCGGUGAAGGCCCUGACGAAAGUGAAGGCCUUCGUCUUCUCCCGCGAGGAGUUCAACAGCGGCAUCAAGGAACUCGAGAUGGAGAGAAGAAAGAAGGUCGAGGAGUACAUGGGGUUGAUAAAGAUCGUCCCGGUCCUCAACAAACUCGUGGGCGGCCUGGCUCGCCGUCUCGCAAGAAGCUUCGAAGAACAGACAUUCCAAGACGGCGAACCCAUCAUCCGCGAGUUCGACGAGCCAGACAACUUUUACUUGGUCAAGCAGGGCGAGGCGGCCGUGGUGAAGUAUAUGAAGGUCCCGGGCAGCGAGGAGCGCGAAGAGACGGUUGUGCGCCUGUACCAGAGCGGCGAUUACUUCGGCGAGAUCUCUAUCAUCAAAAACCAGACACGAACGGCGACAAUCAAAGCCAAGGGAGAGUGCACGGUGUUGUCUCUGCCGAAAGCGGACUUCAACGCGCAGCUCCGAAAGUUCGAGGCGGACUUUAUUCGGCGCGCGGGGCGCGUGUACACCGCGAAGGGACAUUUCGAGAAAGGAAAAAAAAAACCGAAGACGCCGGAAGUGCAGCCGACCUCCGUCGUGGAGCCCGACGACACGCAAAGCGCCGGCUCCUCGGCGGAGCGCUGCGACUCUAGCGACGACGAGACGAAAGCGAAGCUGAUUGAGGACAUCCUAACCACUGAGCAGAUGAAGAUGCGCGACGAGUGCAUGCUCCUGCUGGAAGCAGUUCCAGUCCUGAAAGACUUGCCCCUCGAGCGACGCGAAAAGAUCAUGCGAGCAAUGACGCUCGAGUGCUUCUUCCCCAACACGCCGAUCAUUCUCCAGGGCGAAGAGCCGCACAGCUUCUACGUCCUCAAGACCGGCACUUGUGCAGCGGAGCUCUGGGUAGGCCCAGGAAAGCCUUUCAGGAAACUGAAGGAGUACAACUCUGCGUGCUACUUUGGAGAAAUGUCCAUCAUCAAAGACGAGCCUCGCGGCUGCUACGUCGUCGCCAAAUCGCCUGUGCAGCUGUACGCGCUGACCGGCGAGCACUUCAAAGAUCUCUUGGGCGACUGUUACCCGGCCUUCAUCGAGUACGCGCAGGCCCAGUAUGAGCAGGAAACGACGAAACGGCAAGAGUCGCUCGCUUCCAUUUCCAGCGAGCGCGAGAGCGCCCAGCCGACCGUGGACUCUGCAGAUAUCAUGAAGCUGCUAGUCAAAGUGCCGGUCAUAAACAUGCUGUCAACGAGCGAGCUGGAAGCUCUCACGCAUGCGUUCAAGGUAGAGUCCUACCAAGAGCGCGAAGUCAUUAUCCACGAGGGAGAAGCCGCAGAGAAGUUUUAUAUCAUUUACUCCGGCAGCGUCUCCGUGCAAAAAGUAGUGGGAGAUGCGCACCAGGAAAUCGUCGUUUUGAACGAAGGAGAGUAUCUGGGAGAAAUCGCAUUCCUCAACGAACAACCUCGAACCGCCAGCUGCGUCGCAAAGACCGACGUUCAGCUUUUAUCCCUCACGCGCGAAGACUUCAAGGCACACCUCGGGGCUCUCGCAGAUGCGUUUCUCACUCAAGCGGAGUCCAAAUACAGCGGAUCGAAGCAGGAGGAAAUUCCUGAGUGGCUAGUGGAGGCUGGCGAGCAGGGCGCGUUCUACGACCCGAACGCGCCGCGGAAGGACGACGACGACGAUGUGCCGACGUCAUCGUUCCGCGGCACAGUGGAUCUCGACAAGGAGAAGGAGAUGUACAACAAGAAGAAGGAGCGGAAGAACAGUAGCUCGAAGACGAAGAAGUCCGAUGCCGAGGCGGGCACAGCUGCUCGCGCCUCGGCAGGCGGCGAGAGCGAGAAGGGCGCCGACGCAGGCGCCGAGGAGACGCGGCGGCAGGCUGAGGCCGAUGCGGCCUCCGAGGGCGAAGGCGAGGAGAAGAAAAAGAAGAAGAAGAAAGGCAAGGGAAGCGACGAAGAGAAGCUCGAAAAGGACGAGACAAACAAGGCCGCCUCCACAAAAACGCAAGCGAAGCGCCGGAUGUCGCUCGCAGGCGGCGCGGCGCUGCUCGCCGCUGCAGCUGCCGCGAAGGCUGCGGGCGGAGAGCCUCAGGACGGCGACUCGGAGGAGAAAGACAAGGCUCCGGAGGCGACUGAAAAGAAGAAGGAAGAGAAAAGGGGAAAGAAGAAGAAGAAAUCCAAGGACAAGGACGAGGAUAACGACAGAGACAGAGAGGCCGAAGCAACACAAGUCGCGGAGAUUCGGGCGCUCGUCCGAGGCACGCUGAAAAACAAAUACGGCUCCAUUGCGCAAGCAUUCCAACAGAUCGACGGAAACCACUCAGACAAUGUCGACUUCGACGAAUUCGCUGCCUUCGUGAAGGACUUGCGCGUGCAGUCGCUGCGGAAGAAAGACAUCCAGGCGCUGUUUGACGAUUUGUGCCAGCCGCUCAAAGGGACGCUCACGGUCGCGAAUUUGUAUCGCAACAUCGACAAGAAGGACAACUUGACCAAGGCCGAAAUCAACUUGCGCUGGGUCGACAUCUUCGGCUCGUCGCGGAAGGCCUUCAAGGCCGUCGUCAACCUCUCGGCGCGAGACGACUGUACAGCUGAAAACUUCAUAAAGGUCGCCGCUGCGGCGGGCGUGUCUGAGGAGAACGCCAUGUCGAUCUGGAAGGAGCUCGACAAACUGCAGAAGGGCUCUAUGCAAACAAAGAUCAUUUGUGGUUACAUGACAGGCGAGUUGACGGUAGACGAGGCCGCGGCGAAGGAGGAGGAACAUAGCUCAAUUGGGAGCCGCUUCCUGAAUUUCUUCGGCGGCGGCGACAGCGACGAUGAAGCUGAGAAGAGCAAGAACUCGACGACGCAGGGCGACGAGGAGAAGAUCAAAGAGGCGCUCAAGUGGGAGGACAUGGCAAUUGUGCAGCGCGACGAUCACCGCGCCUAUCCGUCCUGCACGAAGCGCAUGGUCGACGGCCUCGAAAACCAAGAGGGUUUCUCCUACCUCCAGCUGCUUCAGCUCCGCUACGUCGCCUCACUCAUGAAGCGCGAGUGCAUGACGCAGGGCACGCGCGUGGUCGAGGCGGGCGACGAGGCCUGCAUGGUGUGGUGCGCCUGGGGCGGCUUCAAAAUCGUGCAGGCAGGUUUCUUCGGCGAGAGCGAGACGGGCACGGUGGGGCCUGACGAGUUUUUUGGCUUGUCAGAGUUGGUCAACGACACGCCGAUCAGCGCGAGUCUCGUGACCGAGGUCGACAACAGCAUCUUGUGGGUGUUGGAGCGCGACACGUACCACGACUUGAUUAAGGACAUUCUGGAUGCGCGGCGAGCUGUGGUGCCGAUCAUCGAAAACUUUUUGACGUCGGUUCCCAUCAUCAAGGACAUGACCAAGGAGGAGAUCGGCAAGGUCGCGCGGGCCUGCAAGAUCGAGACCUUCUCUCCGCACCAGACCGUCUUCCGAGCUGGCUCCGCUGGCGACAUGUUCUGCUUCAUCUUCGAAGGCGAAAUCACAAUGUUGAAGCCCAUGGGUGCCGGGCAGGAACCCAUCGAACUCGGCAGGCUCCAGGCUGGCAUCUACUUCGGAGAAAUGGGAGUCAUCAAAAACCAGCGACGCACAGCCUCCAUCAUCGCCGCCACAGAGCUCACUCUCUUCUGCCUCGACAAAGGCAGCUUUGAGAAAGUCCUCGGACGCGUCAAAGGGAAAAUGAUUGAGCGCGCCGAGUCCAUGUACAAGCGACAAGACGUGUCAACGACGGAUCCGAAGGAGAACGAAGAAACGAGUGCGCGGGCGUCGCCCUCUGCGCCUGCAGGCCCGGGGUCGGCGGCGGGGCCUGCAGGCGCAGAGGGCGACCAGUUCGUGAAGAAGCGGACGCGCAAAAGUUCGCUGGCUCUGCUGCAGUACGCGAAGAUCCGCGAGGGCGGCAGCGGCGAGGGCGAGGGCGAGAAGAAGUCCCCCAGCGGGACAGGAGGGACGAGCGGCGAGGAGGAAGAAGAAAAGGAGUCGCGCUGGGCGAUGGCGGAGGACCCGCAGACGAUUCACCACCCCCCGCCGCCCGACGCCAUGCCGAAGAAGUCAGCCAUCCGCACGAGCUCGAACAAGUCUGUGGGCAUCAAAAACUCUGUGUUCUUCGACGAGGCCACGCUGCUGCCCUCGCCGCCGUCGUCCGACGAGGAAGAAGGAUAA
Besnoitia besnoiti is the source of this 8718-nucleotide messenger RNA. Its product is annotated as cyclic nucleotide-binding domain-containing protein. Lineage: Eukaryota; Apicomplexa; Conoidasida; Eucoccidiorida; Sarcocystidae. The record is from RefSeq and is a predicted model, not a curated record. Gene Ontology annotation, molecular function: calcium ion binding. Bases 1 to 8718 code for a protein of 2905 amino acids. The transcript is spliced from 34 exons.